Dipodomys spectabilis (banner-tailed kangaroo rat) is the source of this 1867-nucleotide messenger RNA. Its product is annotated as McKusick-Kaufman/Bardet-Biedl syndromes putative chaperonin-like. The record is from RefSeq and is a predicted model, not a curated record. Gene Ontology annotation, cellular component: nucleus; cytoplasm; kinociliary basal body. The transcript has 4 exons. Gene Ontology annotation, biological process: intracellular transport; chaperone-mediated protein complex assembly; protein folding. Bases 103 to 1830 code for a protein of 575 amino acids. NCBI's taxonomy places the organism in Eukaryota, Metazoa, Chordata, Mammalia, Rodentia, Heteromyidae. Gene Ontology annotation, molecular function: ATP binding.
GGAUGAAUGUAUUUUUUAUCUUAAAACACUUAACAAUACAAUAAAUAGGACAAUAUGUUUAACAAAAUAAAAGCAGUCUUCCCAAGGUACACCUGAAAUAAGAUGUCUCGUUUAGAAACUAGGAAGCCAUCAUUGUGUAAAAGUGAACCACUAACAAGUGAGAGCGUCAGGGCCACACUGGCUGUCUUGAAAGAGAUCGUAACAUCAUGCUAUGGCCCUUCCGGUAGACUGAAGCAGCUGCACAAUGGCUUGGGAGGUUAUGUGUGCACAACCUCGCAGUCCUCCGCCCUGCUCAGAAACCUGCCGGUCACCCAUCCCAUACUCAAGAUCCUGACCACUUCUGUGCAAAAUCAUGUGUUGUGCUCUCGUGACUGUGGCUUAUUCACAGCCAUUCUUUGCUGCAACCUGAUUGAGAAUGUUCAGAGAAUGGACUUGACACCCACCACUGUCGUUAAAUUAAAUAAACAUCUUCUGAGUCUCUGUACUAGUUAUCUCAAGUCUGAGGCCUGUGGUUGUCGAAUCUCAGUUGACUUUAGUAGCACUCAGAUUCCACUUAGCUUGACACACAGUAUAAUAACAAGCAAACCCGCCUGUAUGCUCACCAGAAAGGAAGUAGAGCACAUCAGUACUUUGAUUCUGAGAGCCUUUUUGCUGACAAUUCCAGAAAGCACAGAAGACCCCGUCAUCUUAGGACAGAGCAUCAUUGUGCCUGGAAAGGGUCAGAGAGUUACAGAUUCCACUGUACUGCCUGGAAUACUCAUUGACAUGUCGGAGGUUCAACUGAGGAGAUUGUUACCUAUCCAAAAACCCCAUGCCCUCAAAGUGGCGCUCUUUUGUAUUUCUUUAUCAGGAGAUUUUUCUGACACCGGAGAAGGAACUUUGGUGGUCCCUUCAGGAGUGUCUCUUGAGAAUGCAGCCCUGGACCAGUUGCUUAAUCUAGGGAGGCAGCUAGUUAGUGACCAUGUAGAUCUCGUCUUGUGCCAAAAAGUUCUGCACCCAUCUUUGAAACAGUUCCUCAGUUCUCAUGGCAUUAUUGCCAUUGACAGACUUGGAGUGACUCUGAUGGAAUCCCUGAGCAAAGUGACAGGAACACAGCCUAUCGGUUCCUUAGGCUCAGUCUCUCCAAGUAGCUACGGAAGUGUGAAAGAGGUGGGCUCUACGCAAUUUGGCUCCAAACAUUUCUUUCAUCUCAUUCCUGACAAAGCAACUGUCUGCAGCUUGCUGCUCUGCAGCAGGAAUGACACCGCCUGGGAUGAGCUGAAGCUUGCAUGUCAAACAGCACUGCAUGCUUUGCAGCUAACAAUUAAGGAACCCUGGGUUUUGUUGGGAGGUGGCUGCACAGAGACUCAUUUGGCUGCAUACAUCAGAAACAAGACUCACAGUGAAGCCGAAAGCAUUCUCAAAGACUGCGGCUGUACUCAAGCAGAGCUUCAGUUAAUGGCAAAAGCAUUUUGCAGUGCUUUAGAAUCUCCCGCGUGCUCUUUGGAACAUGAUGGAGGUGAAAUUCUGACUGACAUGAAGUAUGGACACUUUUGGUCAGUUCAAGCAGAGUCUCCCUCUGUCAGUAACUGGUCGGAUUUGCUUUCAAGAUGUGGCUGUGGAUUACUCAGUAGUCAGGAACAACUUGGCUGGUCCUUCUUAAGAGGCACGCAUCCUCCUUUUGCACCACGAACCUACCUUCCACGUGCAGAUGUGGGCUUAGCAGCUGUGGGCUCAGCCAGCAGUCUAACUGUGGACUGUUUGACUGCCAAGCUUAAUGGCCUACAGGUGGCCGUAGAGACAGCCAAUUUGAUAUUAGACCUUUCAUACAUCAUUGAAGAUAAAAACUGAUGUAAAAGAUAACAUCUUUACAUUAUGAAACAAGCUA